Molecule: messenger RNA, 1739 nt
Organism: Perca fluviatilis (European perch)
Lineage: Eukaryota; Metazoa; Chordata; Actinopteri; Perciformes; Percidae
Gene: rbis
Product: ribosomal biogenesis factor
Exons: 4
Coding region: 131-427 (98 amino acids)
Biological process (GO): ribosome biogenesis
Cellular component (GO): nucleolus
Source: RefSeq, a predicted model, not a curated record
GUGACAUGGGAAACCAGUGUCAACAGUCGUCGCAAACAGAUGACGUGACAGAAAGGGCACCCACUAAGUAGCUACCUAGCGAGCACAUGAGGAUAUCAACGCCAAACAUCAGCUCCUGAAUUACGGUAACAUGGGGAAGAAUAAACAAAAGGGGAAAAAGCAGAAGAACGUCUUUCAAGUCGCAAACAAGCACUUGAAGCCCAAGAACAAAGCUAAACCUGUCACGACAACGCUCAAACAUAUCAAUGCAGUGAAAAAUGAGAAGGUGGAGAACCUCAAUCAAAUCUUCACAGAAGUCCAGAGGGAUGUUAGGAGCAUUUCAAAGUCUGUUGCUCCUGAACCAAAGAAACAAACGCAGGUUGUCAGAGAGCCACCAAAGGAAUCUGUAAACGUUGACAAUGCGGCUCAACUCUUCUCUCAGCUAUAAUGGACCACGACAGCGGGACUGUCAUAAAGUCUAAGGACAAACACAGUGACCAACUGAACUGUAUGUCUCUUCAUGUUGGACAUGUCAGUCAGUUUACUUCCAAUGCAUUUUGACAUUUCAUGGCAAAAUGAGGACUGCAGAUAAGAUGAAAAUUAAAAGAGGUUACUGCAUUAUAGGAAAACGGGUUUGGUACCAAAACCCGGUUCCACUUUUGGUUCCACAUAAUGUGUCGACUGAAAUAUUUUCCCUCUGUCACUCCGAAACGGAAAAAAUAUCACACUUUGUAUGUAGUCUACCGUUAGCUAGCUACUGUAAAUGUAGGCUACUUUUAAAAUGCCAUAUUUUCCCCAUGGGCUCACCAAAAUGGACGUAAAACCAUAUUAACCAGUCAUUGCAAGUGAUCGCUAGUAAACAUAUUAUAUCUUUGAUGUCAUUUUUCAGUUUUUCAAGAAUUGGUUUAGGAAAAGUACCGGUUUGGCAUCGUAAUUGUAAAAAUCCAAACGAUACCCAACCCUAAGUAUUCUAAGCAUUCUGUUUAUUCAAUGCAAAGAAAGACAAAUGUGUGCUCUGUGAUAUUGUUUCAGGAACAAAGGAGAUUCUUUUAUUUUUAUUAAUGAAUAUUCUUUUGUGUAUAAAUCUUUGCUUUCUGCAACAAAUUAUUAUUUUCCUUAUUAAUUAAGCUGCUGGCUAUUUCCUUGAUUAACUGUAGACUAGUGAAAAAUAUCCAUCAUUGCAAAUAACCAACAGUCCCUAACAAAAACAUAUUCUGUUAACUAUCCUAUUUCAAAAAAGAACAUCAGCAAAUACUUCACAUUUGAGCAAAUGGAACCAGGUAAUAUUUGGCAGUUUUGCUUGAAAAUAGGCUGAAACAAUUAAUCAGUUAACACAGUAGUCGCUAAUUAAUUUUCUGUUGAUUUAACGGUAAACUGUUUUCUUGACUAAACUGUUGAUGUGGCUGCGUCUUCAUCAUCUGAAUCUGCAUGAAAUUAAAGGUGACUUAUGAAAGGUAAUUAAACAGAACAUUUUCAAAGGGAAGAUACAACCAUGCGCACUGUGCCCUACUCUCUUUGAAUUUUGUUUUGCAAGUCAGUUCAAGGUUUUUGCACUUUUCUUUCCUCCAUGCUUUUCCUGCCUCUGAUUUAGUGGAAAUGAAGUCACAAAGGAGAUCGUCAUGACUGCUGUUUGUAAUGAUGAAAGCGUGUUGUUCCAAAGAGAUUUGUUCUUCUGGAAAUCAUUAAAAUUGCAUGUAGAAAUUCACAUAACAAGCUCAAACUCACAUAUGUAGCAUCAUUAAAUAGUAUACUGUAAUGUU